AUGAGCAUGUUCAUGGGUGCUCUUCCCAUUGAGCUAAUUGACUAUGCCGACGAUAUCUCGCUGGACGACCUCGCAGUGAUCUUGUCCGUGGAAUUGUCGUCUGCAAGCCAUACGGUCCCGGUCCCGGUUGAUCUCGUCUCUUCGCGCGUCGCAGACAGUAUUUUAAGUACCACGGCGUCGACCAUAGUGAUCCCCAUCACGUUGGCGGCUGUCCCUGUCGGCCGCACCGGCAAGGCCAGCGCGCCAGAUCCGCUCAAUGCACUCGCUCUUUCGUGCACUUCCUCUGCAGCUACACGUUCUCCUGCUUCAUGCGGUAUCCGCGCGUCCAUUCAUGCUCCCGAUUCUAAGCGUGCGGUGAAUGCAACAGCGCCGUCCAGCGCCAAGGAGCUUAAGAAAUCCAAGCCCCACAAUCCACUGGCCCCUGCUGGUUCCGCGACGAAGGGCGCUCCCUCUGGUGCCGAGGUGGACUUCGUGGAACAGUACUUCGGCAAGCUGUACGGGCACGGUCGGUCCUCCGGAACCUCGGCGUCUAUCCACGCGCCUUCCGCGUCUCAGAAUCGCUCGUACCCCUCCUCUCUUGGACAUCCCAUCUACACGCCAUCCUCCAUCUCUGCCAUUACCGACGAUCUUCACGGAAUGACCGCCAAAAUGCCUGCGGAGACAAAGGCCGAUUUUGCGGCUGAGGCGUCCGCGCCUGCGAGCGCUCCCGCAGAUGGCGAGGUCGCUGUGGUGGAUGUUGACAUCGUCACAAAAAAGUUUUCCUGUUUUUCGUUGUCCGAUCGGCCCAGCAUCCCUGGUGAUUGUCUUUUCCAAAGGAGCAUCUGCUGGUCAAUUCAUGCCCCGAAGAGCAGCAUCGCUCGUGACGAGCUCCCGAAGACGUCUUCGAAGGAGGGGAAAGAGCUGACCGAGCGCUUUGGCGAAACAAAGCUGGUGCACGCCUGCAAGCACACUGGUACUCCAGGGAUCGCUGCCUCUAUUCGUCUACUGUCUACCACUCUCGGCGAACAGUCGACUUUGGAGGGCUUGUCUGCACCGUCUACUUAUGUCCUCGAGCACGCUUCUUUCACUGUUGAGAAGGACCAACCGGCCUCAGUCUCGACCAACACUUCAUCGGAGGCUGCGACGAUGCGCCAGACUGCAGGCAAGCCUAGCACUUCGACCAACACCCUCAUCCGAACGGGUGGUGAGAACUUCUUGCUCGACAUUGCAGACGCUUACUUGGACCAGCUGUACGACAGUGCUACGCGGGGCAUCUCUUCGUCAAUGCACGCACCCUUCAACGCCAACCGUUUUUCUGCGAGCGGCCUUGGUGCAUCGAUCCACGCUCCUGUAGCUAGCACCUUGUCUUCUCCGUAUUCUAGAGAGCUGCCUUCAUCGAUCCAUGCUCCUGCGCGAUCUGCUUUGGCUUCCACCCCUGUCACUACCUCCGUGACAGUUCGUCCCGUUCCGCCAUCUCCUCAGACUCCCUCUCCUCCUUCUGGGCGCUCUUCUGGUUGUUACAAGUCCGCUACAUUUCUAUCCAGCAUUUCAGCCGACUUCAAGCGGCGCGCGUCCCCGCAGCGCCCUUGUGUACCUCCUUCCUCUGGUCCUGUGCGCGGGCCUUUACGUCCUACUAAGUUGAACCCGCAAUUGUCUCGACCACCUGUGCGGCGUACGAACCUGCCGAUGAAGGUGAAGAACAGUGGGAAGGAGAACCGCGAUGGCACAGUACAUAAUGGGCAGGGGAUGACAAGGAACGAGACCCGGGUUGCAACUAGGCGCGUUUGCGCAUGA
Messenger RNA from Sparassis crispa, 1773 nucleotides. RefSeq lists its product as hypothetical. NCBI's taxonomy places the organism in Eukaryota, Fungi, Basidiomycota, Agaricomycetes, Polyporales, Sparassidaceae. The transcript has a single exon. Bases 1 to 1773 code for a protein of 590 amino acids. The record is from RefSeq and is a predicted model, not a curated record.